UACGUUUAGAGUGUUCCAACUGACUUGGUGUCCAUUGGUCAUGUUCCUGUACCUACAAAGGCUGUACAUUCAAGGUAGUAUAUUUUGUACCUUACAGUACACUCCCAGACGUAAAAAUUCGAGCGCAAUGUUUCAAGUAGACAAAUUGCAGCAUGCAGUACUACAUACGGUGACAGUGACAGAGCUGAAAACAUCGCCAUCUUCACGUGCAUCGUGGUAGGGUAGUGGACUCUACAUCUACACUAGGUACACCC
Xylaria bambusicola is the source of this 254-nucleotide messenger RNA. RefSeq lists its product as uncharacterized. The record is from RefSeq and is a predicted model, not a curated record. The annotation marks the transcript as partial. NCBI's taxonomy places the organism in Eukaryota, Fungi, Ascomycota, Sordariomycetes, Xylariales, Xylariaceae. The transcript has a single exon.